Messenger RNA from Salvelinus fontinalis (brook trout), 5850 nucleotides. RefSeq names its product multiple C2 domains, transmembrane 2b (gene mctp2b). The transcript has 23 exons. Bases 234 to 2984 code for a protein of 916 amino acids. Gene Ontology annotation, molecular function: calcium ion binding. The record is from RefSeq and is a predicted model, not a curated record. Gene Ontology annotation, biological process: regulation of neurotransmitter secretion. Lineage: Eukaryota; Metazoa; Chordata; Actinopteri; Salmoniformes; Salmonidae. Gene Ontology annotation, cellular component: synaptic vesicle membrane.
GUUUGUUCAGAAGUACCGCUACGCGAAAGGAGAUUGCAGAUGUGUCGUGUUUCUCCCUUCAACAAACCUAUCGCGCAACCUUGACGUGCAUGGGACAAGAGACGUUUGAGAAGGUUUUCAGCAACGGAGAUGAAGCUUUCAGUGAUGGAUGUUAAACCCUAGAUAGUCCUCAGAGCACUAUCUAUACCCUCUUCCUCCUCUUCCUGCUCAUCCUCCUCUUCCUGCUCAUCACCAUGGACUCCCCUUCUAAGAAGUCCGGUGUGUUGUCCCACCUGCGGCAGCGCGCCGGGCCCCUCCUCUCUACCAUCCGGCGGCGCAGGAAGAACCCCAGUAAGACUGAGAUGUUUCCAGAACAUGUCUUAAACCACAGGAUGAGUUCCUCUGUCCCAGACAUCACCCCCACCUCCUCCCUGGCCCAGCAGGACUACCAGACUUACAGCAGCCCCAACACUCCCGCCAUGAAGACUGUUGGAGACAGAAGACAGGGAGGAGGUGCUAACUCCCACACUGUUAACACGGCUGGGAGUGCUGGGAGCGACGCUGCUCCGAACAGACUGAGUGUUCCGGUGGACCAGGCUGACUGGACGUCCCAGGAGUCAGUGUGUAGUGGACCCAGUGCUACUUCUUAUGAGGAGGAGGACCUACCAGAGGAGAGCCAUGCGCAGAGAGCUGCCUCUGCUGGAGAGGGGUCAGGGACAGGGGCCUUGGAGCUGCAGGACAACACGGGACACUGUAGUGAACACACUCCCACUGGCCUGCACAGCAGAGAGAUCCCCUCAGUGGAGAUAUCAGAGGACAUGACGCAGCAGAACGGUGACAGCCAUGACCUUGAGACCCAAACAUCACAAGACAUGGAGAACAACAGUUUUGAGAUGGGUAGUCCUACUGAGAUGCUGAGUGUAUCCGACAGCACCAGAGAGUCCCAGAGGUCCUACCUCCUCUCUAUCAACCUGAAGGAAGGACGCAACCUGGUCAUCAGAGACCGCUGUGGUACGAGUGAUCCUUACGUGAAGUUUAAACUGGAUGGGAAGACACUAUACAAGAGCCGAGUGGUUUAUAAGAACCUCAACCCAACGUGGAACGAGUCCUUCUCUUUCCCUGUCAGAGACCUGGACCAGAGACUGUAUAUUAAGGUGUAUGACCGGGAUCUGACCAUGGAUGACUUCAUGGGAUCCAGCUACGUUCUCCUCAGUGAUCUGGAGAUGGACAAGGUGUGUGAGCUGUCCGUGCGUCUGGACGACCCCAACAGUCUGGAGGAGGACAUGGGAGUCAUCAUGCUGGACAUGUCUCUCUCUCUCAGGGAUAGAGACAACGAGAGGAACUCUAGGUGGCCUAAGAGGAAGAGGAGUAUCAGGUCUCCGCUGGCCCAGAGUGGUCGUCUAUCAGAGUCUCUGAGGAAGUGUCAGCUGUGGUCAGGUGUAGUGGGGGUGACCCUGGUGGAGGGACAGGACCUGCCAGAGGACGGACCUGGAGAGCUGUUUGUACGAUUCAGACUGGGGGAGCAGAGAUACAAGAGCAGGAACCAGCCCAAGAAGGCCAACCCACAGUGGAGGGAGAGGUUUGACUUCAACCGGUUCCCGGAGGGUCCUGGGGUCCUGGAGAUAGAGGUCUGGAACAAAGAGGGACGCAAAUAUGAGGAGUGUUACGGCAUGUGUGAGGUGGACCUGUCCAGUGUUCUACCCAACCAGUCUCAGCUGUUCACGCGGGUUCUGAAAGAGGGAAAAGGUCGGGUGGUCUUCCUGAUCACUCUGAGCAUGUGUAGUGGCGUCUCCAUCUCUGACAUGUGUGCCCCGCCCCUCGAGGAGCCUCAGGAGAGAGAGAACCUUCUGGAGAAAUACAGUUUCAAAAGUUCCUUCAGGAACCUCCGGGAUGUUGGUUUCCUUCAAGUCAAGAUUAUCAAGGCUACUGAUCUGUUGGCAGCUGAUUUAAAUGGGAAGAGUGACCCGUUCUGUGUGUUGGAGUUGGGGAACGACAGACUGCAGACUCACACCAUCUAUAAAACCCUCAACCCCAACUGGAACAAAGUCUUCACCAUCCCAGUAAAAGACAUCCAUGAUAUUCUGGAGCUGACCAUCUUUGAUGAGGAUGGAGACAAAGCACCUGACUUCCUGGGCAAAGUGGCCAUUCCUCUGCUUUCCAUCCACAACGGUCAAGCGAUCUGUUGUCCCCUGAAGAAAGAGGAUCUGGGGGGUCUGUCUAAAGGAAGCAUCUCCCUGGAGCUGGAGCUCAUCUUCAACCCAGUCAGAGCAGCUUUCAGAACAUUUAAACCAAAGGAGAAGAAAUUCUUGGAAGACAAUCCAAAGUUUUCUAAAAAGAUCUUGGCGCGUAACGUGCUCCGCGUGCGUAACCUAUACAGAGCAGUGCAGUCCACAUUCCAGUACAUCAAGAGCUGCUUCCAGUGGGAGAGUUUCCAGAGGAGUCUCAUAGCCUUCCUGAUAUUCCUGCUGGCGGUGUGGCAUUGGGAGUUCUACAUGUUGCCUCUCUGUCUGGUUCUGCUCAUAACAUGGAACUAUCUUCAGAUUGCAUCUGGACGGGCCAACCAGGACCUGGAGAAUAUGGACUUGGGCGAUGAAGACGAUGAAGAUGAAAAGGAAUCCGAGAAGAGAGGUUUGAUGGAAAAAAUUCAUAUGGUUCAAGAGACUGUCAUCACUGUCCAAAACCUGUUGGAGGAAAUCGCAUGCUUCGGGGAGAGAAUUAAGAACACCUUUAACUGGUCAGUACCGUUCCUCUCCAACUUAGCCUUCCUGAUGCUGGUGACAGUAACAGUUCUGACAUACUUCAUCCCUGUACGAUAUAUCCUUCUAGUAUGGGGAAUUAAUAAAUUCACCAAGAAAUUACGGGCUCCGUACGCCAUCGACAACAAUGAGGUGUUUGAUUUCCUGAGGAGAGUUCCUUCAGAUGUCCAAAAGGUGCAGUACAGUGAGCUGAAGACUUGGAGCGCCCAGAGUCCUCUGAGGAGGAAGAGAACCAUCGAGAGGAGGUGAUGGAGGAGUGAUCUAUGGUCCCCAAUGGAAGACAUGGCCAUGCACACUGUGGCCGCCUCAGACUGUUGUGCCCUGUGUGAAACUGGGCGUAUAGUGGAGGAUAUGCAGGCCAUAUCUGGAUCAUAUUCCUCUAUGUUCAGAAUUGGUUAGAAAACUGCUCCUGAGUUACUGGUCCUCUGUAGCUCAGUUUGUAGAACAUGGCAUUUGCUGUGCCAGGAUAGUGGGUAUAAUUCCUGAGAUCACCCAUAUGUAUAAAACGUAUACACGCAUAAAUAAGUCUCUUUGGGAUAAAAGCUUCUGCUACAUGGCGUCUAUACUGAACAAAAUGGCAAAGCAGCAUGCAACGAUUUCAAAGAUUUUACUGACUUACAGUUCAUAGAAGAAAAUCAGUCAAUUUAAAUGAAUUCUUUCAGUCCAAAUCAAUGGAUUUCACAUGACGGGGCAGGAAUACAGAGGGAUUAUCUUGGCAACUCACUAAUAGAGGGAUGUAAAAGCUUCUUGUGCGUAUGGAACAUUUUCUGGGAUCUUUUAUUUCAGCUCAUGAAACAUGGGACCAAUACUUUACAUGUUGUGUUUGUAUUCAGUGUAUAUUAGCAGUCAGACACGGAUAUUGUAAAACCAGCAGGAUAAAGAUCACCAGCAUGGUUUCCAUCUACUCUACAUCAAGACGGCCUCAACACUUUUUAUAAUAUUGUUACCUUAUCUUUGUUUAUUCUAAGAUACUUUUUCAAUCAAAAACAGUUUUAUCCUGAUUUGUUCUUCUCCACUUUUCUGACUUUUCUGACUAAAAUGUAUUUCUGUUUAAAGUAUCAACAAUUGUAGUUGUUAAAGUUUCAGAAUAUGAUCUUUUUAUAUUGUUAAGAGAGAGAUAUGAAUGAAUCAAAAGCUGCUUUAGCCCGUCAAUAGUAAUCUAAUGUCAUUCUUAUUCUACCGUUCUUUCUGGUGUAAAUCCAGAUCAGGUUGAAAUGUGUUUUUACAGAUAAUGAAAUAAUGUCAUUUCAAUAUUUCUGGAUUUUACUUUCUUUAUAGAAUGCACCAUAUUGAGAUGUUACUUGGUCCUCAGUGUACAACCCCCCCCCCCCCCCCUUAUAUCUAAAAUCAGCAGUAUCAUGUAAACAUUCAAUACCUCAACAUUUCUCCUAUCCUCAUCAUAUACAGUAUCAUGUAAACAUUCAAGACCCUCAACAUUUCUCCUAUCCUCAUUCCCAUCCUAUACAGUAUCAUGUAAACAUUCAAGACCCUCAACAUUUCUCCUAUCCUCAUUAUAUACAGUAUCAUGUAAACAUUCAAGACCCUCAACAUUUCUCCUAUCCUCAUUCCCAUCCUAUACAGUAUCAUGUAAACAUUCAAGACCCUCAACAUUUCUCCUAUCCUCAUUCCCAUCCUAUACAGUAUCAUGUAAACAUUCAAGACCCUCAACAUUUCUCCUAUCCUCAUUCCCAUCCUAUACAGUAUCAUGUAAACAUUCAAGACCCUCAACAUUUCUCCUAUCCUCAUUCCCAUUAUAUACAGUAUCAUGUAAACAUUCAAGACCCUCAACAUUUCUCCCAACCUCAUUCCCAUCCUAUACAGUAUCAUGUAAACAUUCAAGACCCUCAACAUUUCUCCCAACCUCAUUCCCAUCCUAUACAGUAUCAUGUAAACAUUCAAGACCCUCAACAUUUCUCCUAUCCUCAUUAUAUACAGUAUCAUGUAAACAUUCAAGACCCUCAACAUUUCUCCUAUCCUCAUUCCCAUCAUAUACAGUAUCAUGUAAACAUUCAAGACCCUCAACAUUUCUCCUAUCCUCAUUCCCAUCCUAUACAGUAUCAUGUAAACAUUCAAGACCCUCAACAUUUCUCCCAACCUCAUUCCCAUCCUAUACAGUAUCAUGUAAACAUUCAAGACCCUCAACAUUUCUCCCAACCUCAUUCCCAUCCUAUACAGUAUCAUGUAAACAUUCAAGACCCUCAACAUUUCUCCCAACCUCAUUCCCAUCCUAUACAGUAUCAUGUAAACAUUCAAGACCCUCAACAUUUCUCCUAUCCUCAUUCCCAUUAUAUACAGUAUCAUGUAAACAUUCAAGACCCUCAACAUUUCUCCCAACCUCAUUCCCAUCCUAUACAGUAUCAUGUAAACAUUCAAGACCCUCAACAUUUCUCCUAUCCUCAUUAUAUACAGUAUCAUGUAAACAUUCAAGACCCUCAACAUUUCUCCUAUCCUCAUUCCCAUCCUAUACAGUAUCAUGUAAACAUUCAAGACCCUCAACAUUUCUCCCAACCUCAUUCCCAUCCUAUACAGUAUCAUGUAAACAUUCAAGACCCUCAACAUUUCUCCCAACCUCAUUCCCAUCCUAUACAGUAUCAUGUAAACAUUCAAGACCCUCAACAUUUCUCCUAUCCUCAUUAUAUACAGUAUCAUGUAAACAUUCAAGACCCUCAACAUUUCUCCCAACCUCAUUCCCAUCAUAUACAGUAUCAUGUAAACAUUCAAGACCCUCAACAUUUCUCCCAACCUCAUUCCCAUCCUAUACAGUAUCAUGUAAACAUUCAAGACCCUCAACAUUUCUCCCAACCUCAUUCCCAUCAUAUACAGUAUAGAGGGUAAAAAGCUUUAACACUAUAUGUAUUAUUUGAUGUACUACAUGUUAUACAAUGUCUAACCUUCACACUGAAUGUGUAAUAUUGUGUGUCUUGGCUGUCUGACUGAAAUGUUUCUGCCCUCUACAUUCCUGAUGGUCCUGAAUAUGCUCAUGUUGCUGAACGCUAUGGGACCAAUAUGUCCAUAUUUAAACACCUGAUGUCGUGUAUUGGUGUCAUUUCUGAAUGAGGACCACAGAUGAAGAGUUUCUCUCUCCAUACAAUAAACACAGCAUGAUUUAAAUCAA